UUUUAUGUAAGGGGAUUUUUUCUUAUUGGGGGGGUUGUUAAAAAAUAAAUAUAAGAGGGCGGCCAUCUUUGUUGCUCUGCCUAGUGUAAAAUAUUCCAAAACGCCCCCCACUUUUCUCCCGUGCAGAUUUGAAUAUUAAAUAAAUAUCAAACAUCCGCGCGAGAAAAAUCUUCUUUCUUUUUUUUUUUUUUUUAACCCCGCGCCGCUUUCCGAGAACACGAGGACGGAUCCCGAUGACAGGAGGAUAAUGUCCUCUCCGCUCCGCUCCUGCGAGGAAGACGAGGGCAUGGUGGUUAAUUCCGAGGGAGGAGAUUUCGAUGAAGAAGACGACGACGGGGACCGAGACGAGGACGCAAGCGACAUAAACUCUCCGGCGGCGCCUCGGGAAACUGCAACAGCCGCCGCCGCCGCCGCGCCAGAAGAAGAGGCAGAGGCAUCAGACAGAGAGGUCCCGUGCAGGAAGAAAGGACGGCCGAAGAAAAAGAAGGACACAAAGAAGAAGGACAAAGAGGGGAAACCUGCCAAAGCAAAGAAACGCAAGAAAAUUGACAGCAAUGUAGAGAGAGACUCGGACAGAGAAAGAGACUACGGUGAGAACUCAGACAGUGUCGCCAGCGACUAUGGAUCUGGUGAGAAAAAGAAAAAGAGGAAACAUAAAGAAAGGAAAGAAAAGAAAACCAAGAAGAAGAAAAAAGAUGAUGGGGACCGGGACAGCAGUCAGGAGGAAACGACAAAGCAACCAAUAGAGCAGAAGAACUCGGCCCAGCUGGCAAAGGAGUGGGGUCUGGAGGAUGUUGAUCAUACCUUCACAGAGGAAGACUACAGGGAACUCACCAACUACAAAGCCUUCAGCCAGUUCAUGAGGCCGAUGAUCGCCAAGAAGAACCCUAAGAUCCCCAUGUCGAAGAUGAUGACCAUCCUGGGGGCCAAAUGGAGGGAGUUCAGCUCUAACAACCCCUUCAAGGGCAACGCCGCUGCCGUCGCGGCGGCUGCUGCAGCUGCUGCCAUUGCUGUCGCCGAGCAGGUCUCUGCAGCGACUGCCUCACCUGAGCCGCUGCCACAGCCACCACCAAUCCGGAAAGCCAAGACGAAAGAGGGCAAAGGCCCUGGCUACAAAAAACGCAGUAAAAGCCCUCGAGUCCCAGACAAGAAAAAGGCCUUAGCAAAGGCUAAAAAGAUGGCACCCAUCCGUAUCAAGCUAUCUCCCAUAGGUGCUAAGAGGAAGAAGAGCUGCUCCAGCGAGGAUAUAGAGGACGAGGAGUCUGAGCAGGAGGACUCCAGCGUUCACAGCUCCUCGGUUCGCUCUGACAGCUCCAGCCGUGUCAAGAAGAACAAGCGAGGACGUCCUGCCAAGAAGAAGAAGAAAAUCCCUGGGGAAGAGGAGGGGGAGGGCUACGAGACAGAUCAUCAGGACUACUGCGAGGUGUGUCAGCAGGGCGGGGAGAUCAUCCUGUGUGACACUUGUCCCAGAGCUUAUCACCUCGUCUGUCUGGAGCCUGAGCUGGACAAGGCCCCCGAGGGCAAGUGGAGCUGCCCGCACUGCGAAAAAGAAGGAAUCCAGUGGGAAGCAAAGGACGAGGACUUUGAGGACUUUGAAGAGGACAGCGAGGACAGAGUAAUAUCAGACGUCGGGGCUGGAGUUGGGGUCCCCACCGGGGCGGAGGAGGAGGAUGAUGACCACAUGGAGUUCUGUCGGGUGUGCAAAGAUGGAGGUGAACUGUUGUGUUGCGACACCUGCACCUCGUCGUACCACAUCCACUGUCUAAACCCACCGCUGCCAGAGAUCCCCAACGGAGAGUGGCUGUGUCCACGAUGCACGUGUCCACAAAUCAAAGGUCGCGUCCAGAAAAUCCUCCAUUGGCGGUGGGGAGAGCCACCACCGCCGAUUCCUGUUCCCCCGGCUCCUGAUGCCCCGCCUGACGCACCACCGCCGCCACCCAUGAAGGGCAGAGCCGAGAGGGAGUUCUUUGUCAAGUUGGUCGGACAGUCUUACUGGCACUGUACGUGGAUCACCGAGCUCCAGCUGGAGAUCUUCCACUCAGUGAUGUACAGAAACUACCAGAGGAAGACGGACAUGGACGAGCCUCCCAGUCUGGAUUAUGGUUCAGGAGGAGAAGACGAGAACGGAGUGGGAAAGAGCGAAAAGAGGAGGGCUAAGGAUCCCCAGUACGCAAUCCUGGAUGACAAAUACUACAAGUAUGGCAUCAAGCCUGAGUGGAUGAUGAUCCACCGCAUCAUCAAUCACAGUGUGGACAAGAAGGGGACAUACCACUACCUGGUGAAGUGGAAAGACCUGACCUACGACCAGUGCACCUGGGAGAGAGACGACAUGGAUAUCCCUGAUUUUGCAAUUUACAAGGCCAACUACUGGAGGCACAGAGAUUUAAUAAUGAAGGAGGAUCCAGACAAACCCAGGAAGAUGAGGAGCAAGAACCCGGAGGAUGAAGAGGAGUCUCCUGCUUCACCAGUCACUGACCCGACGAUUAAAUACGAAGAGCAGCCAGACUUUGUCACAACGACAGGCGGGACGCUGCAUCUGUACCAGCUCGAGGGUCUGAACUGGCUGCGGUUUUCUUGGGCCCAGGGCACCGACACCAUCCUCGCAGAUGAAAUGGGCCUCGGCAAAACCAUCCAGACCAUUGUCUUCCUCUACUCACUUUUCAAAGAGGGUCACACUAAGGGCCCGUUCCUGGUCAGCGCUCCGCUCUCCACCAUCAUCAACUGGGAGAGGGAGUUCGAGAUGUGGGCACCUGACUUCUACGUAGUGACGUACACGGGAGACAAGGAUAGUCGAGCCAUCAUCAGAGAGAACGAGUUCUCCUUCGACGACACGGCUGUCAAAGGAGGAAAGAAGACCUUUAAACUGAGGAGGGAGGCUCCUAUUAAAUUCCAUGUGCUGCUGACGUCCUAUGAGUUGGUGACCAUCGACCAGACGGCACUCAAGUCCAUCGACUGGGCCUGUCUGGUGGUGGACGAGGCUCACCGACUUAAGAACAACCAGUCCAAGUUUUUCAGGCGUCUGAACGAUUAUAAGAUCGACCACAAGCUGCUGCUGACUGGAACUCCUCUGCAGAACAACCUGGAGGAGCUGUUCCACCUGCUCAACUUCCUCACGCCCAACCGCUUCAAUAACCUCGAGGGCUUCCUGGAAGAGUUUGCUGACAUUUCCAAGGAGGACCAGAUCAAGAAGCUCCACGACCUGCUGGGACCUCACAUGCUGCGGAGGCUGAAGGCCGACGUCUUCAAGAACAUGCCCGCCAAGACUGAGCUGAUUGUCAGAGUGGAGCUGAGCCCUAUGCAGAAGAAAUACUACAAGUUGAUUCUGACCAAGAAUUUCGAGGCUCUGAACUCAAAGGGAGGAGGAAACCAGGUGUCACUGCUCAACAUCAUGAUGGACCUCAAGAAGUGCUGCAACCACCCCUACCUCUUUCCUGUUGCCUCCAUGGAAGCUCAGAAAACACCCAGCGGUGCUUACGAGGGGUCGGCCCUCACUAAGGCUUCUGGGAAACUGACGCUGUUGCAAAAGAUGCUGAGGAAACUGAAAGAGCAGGGGCACCGAGUGCUUGUCUUCUCACAGAUGACUAAAAUGCUGGACUUGUUAGAAGACUUCCUGGACUUCGAGGGUUAUAAGUACGAGAGAAUUGACGGAGGCGUCACGGGAGCACUGAGACAAGAGGCCAUUGACCGCUUCAAUGCUCCUGGUGCUUGUCAGUUUUGUUUCCUGCUCUCCACGAGAGCCGGAGGCUUGGGGAUCAACUUGGCCACAGCUGACACCGUCGUCAUCUUCGACUCAGACUGGAAUCCUCACAACGACAUACAGGCGUUCAGCCGAGCCCACAGAAUCGGGCAGGCCAACAAGGUUAUGAUCUACCGCUUUGUGACCCGAGCCAGCGUGGAGGAGCGUAUCACCCAGGUGGCCAAGAGGAAAAUGAUGCUGACCCACCUGGUGGUCCGGCCAGGCCUCGGAUCCAAGGCAGGCUCCAUGUCCAAACAGGAACUGGAUGACAUCCUCAAGUUUGGAACAGAAGAGCUCUUCAAGGAUGAGGGAGAAGGUAUGAAAAAUACCACAGGGGAUAAAGUCGAGGACGAAGGCAACGUCAUCCACUACGACAGCGUUGCCAUUGAGAGGCUGCUGGACCGAAGCCAGGACGCCACGGAUGACUCGGACGUCCAGAACAUGAACGAGUACCUGAGCUCCUUUAAAGUGGCCCAGUACAUGGUCCGAGAGGAGGAUAAGAUUGAGGAGAUCGAACGGGAGAUCAUCAAACAGGAGGAGAACGUGGAUCCUGAUUAUUGGGAGAAACUGUUGCGGCAUCACUACGAGCAGCAGCAGGAGGACCUUGCCAGCAAACUGGGUAAAGGCAAGAGGAACCGCAAGCCCGUCAACUACAAUGACGCAGCACAGGAGGACCAAGAGUGGCAUGCUGACAUUUCAGAUAACCAGUCCGAGUAUUCAGUGGGCUCCGAGGAGGAGGAUGAGGACUUUGACGAUCGACCAGAGGGUCGAAGGCAGUCGCGUCGCCAGCUGAGGAAUGAGAAAGAUAAACCUCUGCCUCCUCUCCUGGCCAGAGUCGGAGGCAACCUCGAGGUGCUGGGCUUUAACACACGCCAGCGAAAGGCCUUCCUGAACGCAGUGAUGCGCUGGGGGAUGCCGUCUCAGGACGCGUUUUCCUCUCAGUGGUUGGUGAGGGACCUCAGGGGCAAGACUGAAAAAGAAUUCAAAGCUUACGUGUCUCUGUUUAUGCGUCACCUAUGCGAGCCGGUGGCUGACGGUGCUGAGACGUUUGCAGACGGUGUCCCGAGGGAGGGCCUGUGUCGUCAGCCGGUCCUCACGCGAAUUGGCGUCAUGUCCCUCGUCAAAAAGAAGAUCCAGGAGUUUGAGCACAUCAACGGACGGUGGAGUCUCCCAGAGCUCAAGCCUGAGGUCAACGUGGACAAAUCCUCCUCCAGGGCCUCCUCCCCUGCAGUGAAGACCGCCACACCCACACCAGACGCCAGCUAUAGCAACACACCAUGCACCUCCAAGCCAGCGACCCCUGCUCCUGCAGACAAGCUGGAAAAGAACGGAAAAGAGGGAGAGAAGGAGGAGGACAAAGAGGAAGGUGAGACCCUGUCGGAGAAAGGGAAGGAGAAGGAUGAGGGGAAAGAGGUGGACGGCAACAAGACUGGAGACCCUGAAGAGCUUUCCUCAACAAAAGAGACUCCGCAGAGUGCGUCUCCUGGUCAAAAAGCCGAAAACAAAGAGGAGAACAACCUGAAAGAGGCGGAGAAGAAAGAAACUUCAGACAUUCCAACUGCCACGACCGAGGAGAAGAAAGCGCAGGAGGAAAGCAAAGAAGAGACGAAACAAGACACAGAGUUAAAAGAAGAGAAAUCGGAGGGAGAGAAGGCGGCGGAAAAGAAGGAAAAAGACAAAGAAAAGCGCGAAGAGACGCCCACGGCAACGGAAGCAACAGACACCAAGGAGUCCGAGGUGGCUGACGUGAAGAAAGAGGAGGUCAAAGGUGAAAGAGAUGCUGGAAAAGACGUCAAAGCAGCGAAGGAGGAGGCGCCCAGAGGUAACGGGAAGCCUCCUGUUGAGCGGCCGCGCUUCAUGUUCAACAUCGCAGAUGGCGGCUUCACUGAGCUGCACACUCUUUGGCAGAACGAGGAGCGGGCUGCCAUCUCCUCGGGGAAGAUGAACGAGAUCUGGCACCGCCGACACGACUUCUGGCUGCUGGCGGGAAUUGUGAUUCACGGCUACGCCCGGUGGCAGGACAUCCAGAAUGAUCCCCAGUUCGCCAUUGUCAACGAGCCUUUCAAGAUGCAGGCGAAUAAAGGCAACUUCCUGGAGAUGAAGAACAAGUUUCUGGCUCGACGCUUUAAGCUGUUGGAGCAGGCGCUCGUGAUCGAGGAGCAGCUGCGGCGGGCGGCCUACCUGAACAUGACCCAGGACCCCAGCCACCCAGCCAUGGCACUCAACGCUCGCUUUGCAGAGGUGGAGUGCCUGGCGGAGUCGCACCAGCACCUCAGCAAGGAGUCGCUGGCAGGAAACAAGCCAGCCAACGCUGUCCUGCACAAAGUGUUGAACCAGUUGGAGGAGCUACUGAGCGACAUGAAGGCUGACGUGACGCGGCUGCCGGCCACGCUGUCCAGGGUUCCACCCAUCGCUGCCCGCCUGCAAAUGUCCGAGAGGAGCAUCCUCAGCCGACUGGCGAGCAAGGGCACAGAGACGCACACGCCCCCGCCCAUACCGCCAGGACCCUACGCCACCCCCCAGAACUAUGGAGCCCCCUUCACCCCUGCACCCCCAAGCGCCCUGUACAUGGGAGGGGCCAACUACAGUCAGAUGCCACCAGGAUCCUUCAUAUCAGAAGCCGCCGCCGCUGCUGGGGCCACCGGGGGAGCUGCUGGGGGAGCCGCCGGAGGGCCAACCGCUGCCAGCGUUUGCCAGAAGACGAAAGAGCACGAUGUGGUGCAGCGGCAGCGAGUGGUGGACCUCUGGAAGGACGGCAAGUCAGAAGGGGCCAUCGGGCAGGAGCUGAGGAUGCCCAAGUCCACGGUGCACAGCAUCAUUGUCAAGUACCGGCUCAGCAACACGGUGGAAAACCUACCGCGCAAUGGCCGACCAAAGAAACCCUGAGGUUAAACUGAGAGACUCGACAAGGGGGAGAAAGAAAGGAAGGACAUUUGGAUUUAAGAAUCCUGGAAUGUAGCAAAAAAAAAAAAGAGACGGUGGAAGCAGAAAAGGAGAGAUGAAAAACCUGAAUGCACGAGGAGGACAAGGACAAGGCACCUUAACUCUGCUGGAAUGUGAGGGAUAUAAAGGGGGAAGCAAAUUCGCUGGGUAGAUUGAGUAAGUACGAAAGAAAGCAAAAAGGACAGGACAUGAAAAGUGAAAAGAAGUACUGGCACUAUGGUCCACAAAAUAAAACAAGCAAUCAACCACAGAGGGAGACGGAGGGGGGGGGGAGAGAGAGAGAGAGAUCCAAAAUACCAAGGGAGAGGUGAAAAGCUGGCCCUGAGAUCAAGCACUAAUGAUGCGUGGGAGGAAAAUGAGUCAGAGAGAAAGAAAAAAGGAGAGAUGACCUGUCUGGAACAAACAAAUCCUCAAGCAAGGAGCUGCUGAAAAAAAGGCCCAAAAAUCUGACUUUAGGAGGAAAUAUGUCUGGACUGAACGAAGAAUGGAAAAAAAAGAGGGUAUGUUAAUGCAAUCACAGGUUUUCAAGAAUUCAAAUAUGACGGUCGAAUUGAAGAAAAAUGCAACAAAGGAAAGAGGAUUUUUUUAUUUUUUAUUCUGCCUCAGACAGAUUUCUCAAGACGACGACUUUUUCUGUUUCUCCCUCCGCGCCGAAAAAAAAAAGAAAGAUUUCCCCCUGGAUCGAUUCUUCAUCUGCCGGCUGACUGAACAAGCCUGCCCCCCUCGCUCUGACCCCGUACUCCCUCAUUCUUCCACAGUCCUCCACUCCUCCGUCUCUCUUUCUCACUCUCUCACACACACACACUCUAGACCUCACACACAACCUGAAAACCUGCAAAGAAGUUAAUAUGUCUGCCGAGUAUGUGCAGAUGAGAUCCAGACUUGAAAUAGAAAAAGGGACGAGCUGGACUUAUCUUGCUAAAAAAAAAAAAAAAAAAAGGACAGAAAGAAAAAAAAGAAUUGUCUAAGUAUAUAACUCUACUUCCCAUGGACUCUGUUGCCCUCGCAUUCCUUAGUCCAACCAAGCGUAUCAGCAAGAAGCAUAGUUAAAAACUGAGACGCUUGCCUUCGACCAACAAUCAGUAGCGACGUUCCUCUGACGGGCUGGUAUUGACACAUGUACUGUAUUUACAAAAGCGUAUUUACUAUUGCACCUUUAUUUUCUGAGGGGUCACUCAAAGGGGAAUAUCACUCAAGUGAAGUAUUUACAUUUCCUGUUUUAAAGCCUCAUCACAGGAAAGAGGGGAAAAAAAUGACCGUAUUUAUGAGCAGCUCUUCCCUACAGCCGAAGACUGUAAUCUGUCACCGAGAGAGAAGCGGAGACUCACUUUGAAGCCCGAAGAGACAUUUUUGUUCUUCGAGCUUCUUUAUUGUGACAGUGUGAUGGAUUCCACGCUGGAAAAUGUCCCCUGAUCCCAGGGAAAAUAAAACACUCUGGACUCUGUCAUCGUUUUUCCAGCUGAGUGUGUGUAUGUGUGUAUGUGUGUGCGGGUAUCUGUGGAAGUUGUGCGUGCAUGUGUGUGUGCAGUAGAGCUGUACAUCAGAGUGACAUCUCGGAGUGGGGAAACAGGACAAACUCUUUUGCCUGGAAAGAGGAGACAUGAACAAUCAGUUACACAGUCCAGACUUUUCCAGGACUUACUUACUGUAUGAGUAUUUUUAAGCUAAGAUUGAGUGGUAUUUCCCUUUCAGCUUGAAGAACAUUAAGGCCAGAAAAGUGUGGCACUGAUGCGGCCCGCAAUGAGAAUACAGUGUGCGUGUAUAUGUGAGUGUGUAGAUUGAGGAAUGCAGUGUGUGCUGACGGUGGCACUUCCAUUUUUUAUUAAAACCAGGGACCAUUUAGCUGCACCAACUGACACACAGUCAUAGAUAUGAGUCGUUGAUUUUUUUAUUUAGUUAUUCCCUGGGAAAUCUGUGAAAAUGACAUAAAACUUCCCCUUCAUGAUGCGUUUUUAAUUAGAAGGUAAUCAGACAAAUUAUAACUUUGCACCCAUCAGGUUUUUUUUGGUAACAAUCAAUAAAAUGACUGUUCGCGCUCAUGCUGACAUACCCACAGAAUUAAGACCCCAAACUUUACAGUUUUUGUUUCAGUCCCGCUCCUCUCAUCAACCUUGUUAAAAGCUGCAGGCAGCUGACUUCAGGAAGUAUUCCACCUGUCAAACAAAGUACGCAACUAGCCGGAGCAUUUAGAAGCUGAAAAGCCAAAUAUUACUACCUCCAGGGGUCGGUGGAGACCAAAAACAGAGCUAAAGAAAACUGACUGAAAACACAAGUUAACAUUCAUUUUUCUGUUGUACUGUGACUGCUUGGCGUAUAAAUGGGAAGCUGUUGUCCAACAUAUGAGCCAUUUCAAUUUUCUCAGCUAAUAAAUUGUCAGUGUACCACAGACACAUGCUCUAAAUCAGCUUAAUGGGUUCAAAUCAGUAGAAAAAACGUGAUUGUUUUGGAUUCUUAUUCAUUUUGAUAGAUCUCUGACUAAAAACAUGAUUCCCAGUAUUUAAGGAAAACAUAACACACAUACACAUAUAUGCAAAUCACUAAUUCUUCGAGAGUACAAUCCUUGACACUUCCAACUGCACUGCUUUUCAUAAACUUCCACACCUCAUUGAUUUAUGAAGCUGCUCUCAGUGGCAUUUGAACAGACAAUCAAGCCCUGUGCUGUUGUGUAGUUCCUGAGCGGGUUGACAGUUCAGAGAGACCAGAAUGAAGAGUUUUGGCGCAGAUACACUCGUGUAAAAGCUUUUCACAAAGCAAAAAAAUGCUACGUCUCCUGCCAAGAUGGCAGCUCGCGCGCUUCCAUCAGAUAGUAUUCAGGACCUACAGGGGAGACACAUGUUGGCCAGGAAUGAUUUUAUUGUCUUUCUGGACUUAACAUCCAGUGCAGAGUUUUUGUUCUCGUGAAGGAAUAAAAACAGUUGGAGUUUAAAAGAAUUCCUAGAGAUACUGUAUGUCCAUGUGCAGGUUGUGACAAAAAGAAAUGCUGCCAGUGAGAAGUAUAUGAAGAAAGAGGAGGAGGAGUUGUGUGAGCAGAGGGGAAGUUUAGCUCAGUGAGUUUGGGAGUGAAAUCCGUUGGACUUUGUUAUCUGGUCUAAUACAGAACAAGUAAUCCAUUGAAUUCCUUCUGUUAACGGCUUCUUCACCUUAUUUGCCUUUUUGGUAAGAGUCUGACUGAUACUGGGGUUUCUCUGGCGGAUACCAAAGCUAAGAUAUUCAAGGUUAAAGAUUUUUUUAAGUUACUGGCAGCUGCUUUGUUAGAAAUACACCAGAAUAUAAAUCAGUGUCUCUGUUGGUUCUAUCUAGUUAUGUGCACAUGUGACUGCUUCACAAUAAAAGCCUUCCUCUGUUUCACUUUCAGUGCUUUUAAUGUGAAGGUGCAGUCAUAGAAAAAGGCAAGGUUACAGUUAUAGACAAGAGACUGUUUAUAAAGAUGAACGACAUGAGAGCUGCUCAAAAGUGAAGCCAGAGCGUCUGGAUUACCCUCUAGUGGCUGGCUGCGGUAUUGGUCAUAAACCCCAUCUCAUCCAUGUUAGCAGAUGGGACAUGGACCAAAUAAAUAAAAAAUCUAAUCAAAUACAUUUUUCAUUUGGAUAAUUAUUUUCCCACUAAUGGAUAUUAAUACCGUAGCUCCGUCCCAUGAUUGGCUCCAAAUGCACAAGAUGGCGGAUAUCUUGGCUUAAUUUCUGGAUAAUGGGAGGAAGUGGAGACGCGUCGUCCAUCGUUGGACUAAGUCUACCGUUAAGAGAGUGAACAGCAGCGUGACCACACCACUCAUUAUAAAAACGUACGGGGUUUUCCAGUUUAUAAACAUCAAGCGUUUAUUUGUAGAAAAAAGUGGAAUUUCAUUGAAAGAACAUUUCUAAAAAGUAGAAGAGAUUUAAAAAAAUAUGUGAUUAACAAAUUGGCUUUGGUUUCUUUUGAUGAAUGUAUCACAAACUCUCAUAAAUUAAAUUAUGGCGUGAGCGUGACAUGUAUACCUGUCAGCGCUCUCUGGUGGACAGAUGACUACAAACUAAAUGUGCUGAAGUUUCCUGUUAUUUUAUGGGCCUCAGUCUUCUGUCAGUUUUUAUUUAUCAGUUCCUUUUCUUUCCAGAGCACUCAAACCCGUCUGUCACCUAUUUUAUUGUCUUCUCUCUUCCACGUCUCAAUCCUCUGCAUCUUUUUUCUUCUCUUGCUCUUUCACCGAGUCUUCACCUUGAUUUUGUUUUGCCUCUUAUCAGAUUUUGUCUCCCCCCCCAAACACACACAUACAAACUUACCGACUCUGUGUCCUCUCUCUCUCUCUCUCUCUCUCUCUCUCUCUCAGCAUCCCCUCUUUUGGCCUCCACUGGCAAAAUGCCACACGUUUUCCCAUAAAUGGUCCCCCCGCUGGGUCCAGACACUCACACACACACACAAACUCGCUACCGCCCACCAACCCAAACGUCCUGGGCUCAGUCCGCUCCUUAUCACUUCUUUCAUCUGCACGGUGGUGUUAUGACAGUUUAUCUUUCCCUGUGGCGCGGGUGAGAGAAGUGCGCUGUUCUUCUAUUCCUGGCUUUGUUUUGAAAGGAGCGCUAAACUCGCCGUUCCACUCCCCGAGCAGAUUUAUGAUAGCGCACAAAAUGUGGGGCUCACAGAUCCCUGAGCUGGCCGACGCUGCAGAAGAUCAUUUCCAUGCAUGUGUGUGUUCGUGGUACAUGAAUGUAUGUGUGUGUGCAGAGACAGGUAUGUGUGUGUUUAUUCUCAUUGCCAGCCGCUCUUCUGCCAGGUUAACAGUUAUAUGCAUUCUGGGAUUUUAUCAUCCUUGUACACAUAAUACUGUAAAUGUAAUUCCAUAUAUUGAUGUACUGUUUGUUCAUUAAAAA
Paralichthys olivaceus (Japanese flounder) is the source of this 11523-nucleotide messenger RNA. It is a transcript of the gene chd3, whose product is annotated as chromodomain helicase DNA binding protein 3. Gene Ontology annotation, biological process: chromatin remodeling; negative regulation of transcription by RNA polymerase II. Gene Ontology annotation, molecular function: chromatin binding; histone binding; ATP hydrolysis activity. The record is from RefSeq and is a predicted model, not a curated record. Gene Ontology annotation, cellular component: nucleus; chromatin. NCBI's taxonomy places the organism in Eukaryota, Metazoa, Chordata, Actinopteri, Pleuronectiformes, Paralichthyidae.